GGUUUCGGUGGCGGUCCGCCAACCAAGGCCCACCAGGCGGUCCCCCGGUGUUCCCCCAGGCGGAGGGACCCAGCAAGCAACAGCAGCAGCAACAACAACAGCAACACAACUUCAGCGGCAACCAGUUGACCCAGUUGCGCGGCCAGAUAAUGGCCUAUCGACUGUUGGCACGCAACCAGCCCCUCACCCAGCAGUUGGCCAUGGUCAUACAGGGCAAGCAAGGAGCCGGGCGGGAACCCCAGCCAGGGGGCGGGCCCCCCUUUGGGCCCCCGCAGCCCCCAGGGGCCACAAGGGCCCCAGCAGCAGCAGCAUCACGGUCGGCUACGCAGACUGAGCCUGGCGAAGGUUCAGACUCAUCCAACUCCUCAUCGGGAAGUGGGGCGGCUGGACUAGUGCCAGGGGCGCCGCCCCCAGUUGGAGCCCCACCACCGCCACAGGGAGGUGGUGGCCCUCCAGGGCCUGGUGGGGCCAUGAUGCGACCUCCGCCCCCGGGGCCAGGGGGGCCUCCUCAGCAAGUGCCGCCUCCCAGUGCAGCAGCUGCUGUAGUUCCGCCUGGGGCGCAACCGGGGGUGGUUCCGCCUCCGCCGCCUCAGCAACAGCAGCAGAUGGGAGUGCCGCCCCAACAGCAGCAGGUUAUGGGGCCUAGGGUGCCCGGCCAGAUGGGGGCGCCAGGUAUCAACCAGAACCACCAGCCGCCGAUGCCAGGUGUACCGCCAGGUGUGGCAGGUCCAGGGGGCGUUCCCCCAGGCGGCCCCCCCAUGAUGCAGGGGCCACAGCAGCCGCCUCCUGGUGGGGUGCCGCCUCACCACCAUCCUCAGGGGGGCGUAGCCCCUAUGGGGCCACGUGGGCCGGCGCCUCCUACGCCCCAACAACAGCAGCAGAUGCAGAAGCAGAAUCGAGUCACCAGUGUGCCCAGGCCUCUGGGGUUGGAUCCGUUGUUGAUAUUACAGGAACGGGAAAACCGAGUGGCAGCUCGUAUUUCGCAUCGUAUCUCAGAACUGAGCUCCCUGCCAACGACUAUGUCAGAAGACCUGCGCAUUAAGGCACAAAUCGAGUUGCGCGCAUUACGAGUGCUCGACUUCCAACGGCAAUUACGUAGCGAGGUGAUAGCAUGCACACGACGCGACACGACGCUGGAGACAGCCGUGAACGUGAAGGCGUACAAACGCACGAAGCGACAGAAUCUGCGUGAAGCGCGCGCCACUGAGAAGCUCGAGAAGCAACAGAAGCUGGAGGCUGAGCGGAAACGCAGACAGAAGCAUCAGGAGUAUCUCAGCACUAUUCUGCAACAUUGCAAG
Messenger RNA from Nilaparvata lugens (brown planthopper), 1298 nucleotides. RefSeq names its product ATP-dependent helicase brm-like. The annotation marks the transcript as partial. The transcript has 5 exons. Gene Ontology annotation, cellular component: nucleus. NCBI's taxonomy places the organism in Eukaryota, Metazoa, Arthropoda, Insecta, Hemiptera, Delphacidae. Gene Ontology annotation, biological process: regulation of DNA-templated transcription. Gene Ontology annotation, molecular function: ATP binding. The record is from RefSeq and is a predicted model, not a curated record.